CAUCACUCAACGCAGUUUACAAUUUACAUUUGAGAGAAGUUACGAAAUUCACUAAUUCCGUCUUACCACGCCAGUUUUAAUGUACAAAAUUUGUACAAGAGACGUAUACUUUAUUUUAUUAUAAUAACGAUCUACAGUUUUAACAUAAACAGUGGUUUAAUUAAUUAUUUUUAAUGUAUUAGAAACAAGCGUUGUAUUACGUUUUGGCGGCAUUACUUAAAGCUACAGAAAUAGAUCUCCUUGUGCAAUAUUUAUAAUAGGGCAAGUGCAUAAAUAAUAGACUGCUCCAGUAAAACUUUUCAAGGUCUACAAUUGGGAAUCAUGAUGAUGUAGUACAUUACUUUUAACCGUGGUGCUCGUUGUGGUUGCAAUUUGUGUUGUUAAUCAUGGAGAAUCCAACAGUUGCUGGAUUACGAUCAAGGUCCCGAUCAAAAACACCCUUUUUAAGAUCAAGCUGUGAUCGCGAAAAUUGCCCAGAAGGUGAAGAACAUGUUCAUCAAAAAUCAGGACGAAAAACACCAAUAAAACGAAGCACACCUAUCAAGCAGCUCCAACCCUCUUCAAAGAAAGGCAGCAUAGACACAGUACCUGAAGAUGAUGAAUCCUCACCAGCAUACAGAACGAGGCAGUCCACAAAAACGGACAAACUUAUUAAAACCUCAGACUAUUCAUCUGAAGAGAGUUUAGAUAGAUUGAAAGAGCACAGGAAAGAAAUUUAUCAGAACGAGAUCAACAGCCAGUAUGAGAGCGUGUCGAGUUCACGGCACUACAGCACGCUCGCUGACGUCACGCUCAGCCCCAUACACACGCAUAAUGUGACGCGGGACAGGUCGACCCGCUACAGCAGCCCCGCGUACAGCGCGUGCUCCACAGACAGCUCGUUCGCGGAGCAGGCGCUGGCGGACGCGAGCGCGCUGCUCGACCGCAACCCCGACUGUGAGCACCUGCCAUACAAACUGUACAAGAUGGCGGGCGAGUAUUGGAACAAAUACCCGAAAACGGACUACACAUACUCGCCGCUGUCCCGCGACCGCGUGGAGCUGGCGCCCGGGCAGGUGGCGGUGCCGAACAUGUCGCGCCGCUCGCUGUCGCAGUUCCGCGCGCACGGGCCCAGCGCGCGCGACGAGCCCGAGUACAGCGCCGCACAAUGGACCACCACCACCACUAGGAAGCGGUUCACGUCAAUAGAGAGUUCAGACGACGAGGGCACAUACGCACGCAACGGUGCAUACAAACAGACGGACGAGCGGUGGUGGAUCACGCAGCUGCUGGCCAGCUUCAUAACCGCUGUGUCUGCCAGCACUCGGAAUGCGUACAGGAAGGUGGUGGGGCCAUCCCACAGAUACCCGUACACUGAGAGACGGCCCGCUAAAGCGAGUAUCCUGUCUCGUUCAGCGAGCGCGGUGGCUGCUCCGUUCUAUUGGAUAUACUCCAUCAUACAAACUGUCAUCACCACUACUGUGACCACCGUUACUGAGACUAUAUCACCAAGUAAAGAAAUCGUAUCUGAGAAGUACUCUGUAGGGAGUUAUCAAAAGGCAGCCGUUGGUGCUAAACGCAACUGGUGGCCGCUCGCAUUAUUGCUGCUUUUGCCCGCCUUCGGAUAUGGAUAUUACAACUACGCGGACCAAUUAAUACCGAAAAGAGAAAUAAUCGAUACAUACAAGCCACCGGUGAUCCUUCAAGAUUCGGAUUUGACUAAACGAGUGGAGGCCUUAGAAAACUGGGCCAUAAAAGUCGACAACCGAUUGACACUGUUCGAUAACAAAUUAUCGAAAAUGGACAACCUGGAGGCGCAAAUCGAGCAGUACUCGUUCAAGCAUCUGCAGCAAAACUUGAUUCAGAUUUUAAGCGUUAACGAUAAUAGUGAAGCUAUUGCCAGCAAACUGAAGGAACACUUCGACAGGAAUUACAUUUCGAAGGACGAGAUGCAACUGCUGAGUCAGGAGAUACACGAAAAGUUGAUAUAUUCGUGGAAACCGGAGUUGAGCGAGGACGAUAUACGGCGGAUGAUCCAGGAGUAUUUAUUAUCUGUGGAGAGGAAGCAGAUGGAAUUAAUAGUAGAGAAGGUGAAGGAGUACGUAACCAGGGUGGAGGUAUCUGCUCCUGGUGGUGCGGGAGACCCCGGGUCUGUGGACAUGGAGGAGAUACGCCGGCUCGUGUCCAGCAUGCUGCAGAUAUAUGACGCUGAUAAGACGGGAUUGGUGGAUUACGCUUUGGAGUCUGCGGGUGGUCAGGUGAUAUCGACGCGCUGCACGGAGCUGUACCAGAUCAAGACGAAGCAGUACUCAGUGCUGGGGCUGCCGGUGUGGUGGGUGUACACGUCGCCGCGGUACGCGCUCACGCCGGGCGCCAUGCCCGCCGAGUGCUGGGCCUUCCAGGGCUUCCCGGGGUACCUGGUAAUACGCACGUACGCUAUAAUAGAAGUGACUGGAUUCUCACUGGAGCACAUGUCACGUUUGCUCGCGGCGGAGGGCAAGAUAGAAUCUGCGCCUAAAAACUUCUCUGUAUAUGGGCUUCACAAUGAAUUGGACACAGCGCCUCAUCUGUUCGGGAACUACAUAUACGACGCCAACAGCACAUCCAUACAAUACUUCCCGGUGCAAUAUCCGAAAACGACCAACAUUGACGGAGUGGAAUAUCCCGUCGCUUUCGACAUUGUGGAGCUGCGAGUGGAGAGUAACCAUGGCAACCCGACAUACACCUGUGUGUACAGAUUCAGAGUGCACGGAAACCCGCUGAACGACAUACGGCAAGCCACCGAAGAUAGCAUACGAGACAGUGAAACGUAACAACAACUUUUGCCUAGCCCACAAUGUGUGAUAGGGCGAGCAACUAUUAAAUGUGGCAAUUAAAUAUAUGAGAUCUAGUGUUCUGUUGAGAUAUUGAUAUAACAACGCAAAAUUGUAUUACCAUUCUGAACUUGGCACUAUUAUGUGACUCUAUAUCUGUGUAUAUACAAAUGACUCGUCCACGGUGCGAAAUGGUCUAUGAAUUCUUAACAAUCCACAGUGAUUCAAAGUGAAUAGUGGUAAUGUGGCCUUCUAGAACUGUGUAGGUUUAAAGUACAAACUGUGACCAUAAACUGAGCCUAAUUUACUAAAUAUUGAAUAAGAAAGGACCUUUACAAACACUAAUAACUAGUUUGUAUUUAGAUGUAGAAACUCCCGAUAGUUGUAGGUUUUUCUUUGCAUAGUAGUGACGCGAUUUAUUAUUUUAACAGUGAUUGUUUAAAUCUCAAUAAAAUACCGCACAAGGCAGAUACGCUUAGCUCUGAUAAAAUUUUAUACCAAUAUUUAUAUGUUUUUUAUUAUUUUAAGAUUUGAUUAUGUUAUAAGGUUUUCUAGAUUAUAGUUAUUACUUAUUAUACUUUAUAUUUUUAAGGAUCUUACGGUUUUGUGUGAUUUCAAAUUGCUGUGCGUUUUAGGUUUUAUAGAAAAAGAUACAAGUACAAAUUCUUUGUUAAAUAAAAAAAAAUACUAUUUGUAAUUAUCAUAAAAUGGUAUUGUCACAAUUAGUUACUUUUAAAAACAAUGAUUUUUUUUGGGUAAACACUGUAAAUUACAAUAAUUCUAAUUAUCAUGUAAAAAUCUAGUAACACAUGUUUACAUAACAUCUAAAUCAUUUACCAUUUGUCACACUUAACUAGGUCAAGGUCCAAAAAUAAUUUUUAAUUUAGGUUUAGUGAAGGAGCUAGUCCCGCUUAGUUAGUAAUUUUAUGCCAAUUGUAAUUAAGUUGUUUUAAUCUUCUUGUUCUAAAUAUUUAUAAUCACGAUUGCUAUACAUACAAGCAAUUUUAAUCGUGUACUUUUUAUAUAUUAAGUGUGACUUCUUCCUGGAGUUGACCUUAUUCCGCAACAUAUUCUUUUAAAGCAACAAGCAAAACCCACAAAAUAAAUGAAACACUUUUUUUUUCAUUCCAACAACAUUAAAAUUAAAAUUAAAACAUCAAAUAUAUAGAUACAAAAUUGUAAAAGUAAAUCAACUUGAAAAUUAUGUUUAGCACUUUAUUUAUAUAA
Messenger RNA from Colias croceus (clouded yellow), 4019 nucleotides. RefSeq lists its product as uncharacterized. Gene Ontology annotation, biological process: nuclear envelope organization. The transcript has 12 exons. Gene Ontology annotation, cellular component: meiotic nuclear membrane microtubule tethering complex; nuclear envelope. Bases 387 to 2792 code for a protein of 801 amino acids. Lineage: Eukaryota; Metazoa; Arthropoda; Insecta; Lepidoptera; Pieridae. The record is from RefSeq and is a predicted model, not a curated record. Gene Ontology annotation, molecular function: protein-membrane adaptor activity.